CGGUGGCGGGCACGCGCGGCCAAGAAGAUGUCUCCUACGCCGCCGCUCUUCAGUUUGCCCGAAGCGCGGACGCGGUUUACGAAAUCUACCAGAGAGGCCCUGAACAACAAAAAUAUCAAGCCCUUGUUGAAUACCUUCAGCCAGUUACCUGGAAGUGAAAAUGAAAAGAAAUGUACCCUUGACCAAGCUUUUAGAGGUGUUCUAGAAGAAGAAAUUAUAAAUCAUUCAUCAUGUGAAAACGUUUUAGCUAUUAUUUCUCUUGCUAUUGGGGGAGUUACUGAAGGUAUUUGUACAGCAUCUACACCUUUUGUAUUGUUGGGAGAUGUUUUGGAUUGCCUUCCUUUGGAUCAGUGUGACACAAUAUUCACUUUUGUGGAAAAAAAUGUUGCUACUUGGAAAUCAAAUACAUUCUAUUCUGCUGGGAAAAAUUAUUUACUACGUAUGUGCAAUGAUCUCUUACGAAGAUUAUCAAAAUCCCAGAAUACAGUCUUCUGUGGACGAAUUCAGCUCUUUUUGGCCAGACUUUUCCCUUUAUCUGAGAAGUCAGGUCUUAACUUGCAGAGUCAGUUUAAUCUGGAAAAUGUCACUGUUUUCAAUACCAAUGAGCAGGAAAGCACAUUGGGUCAAAAGCACAUGGAGGACAGAGAAGAAGGAAUGGAUGUGGAAGAAGGUGAAAUGGGGGAUGAUGAAGCUCCAACAACUUGCUCCAUUCCAAUUGAUUACAACCUGUACCGAAAAUUUUGGUCACUUCAGGAUUACUUUAGGAACCCUGUGCAAUGCUAUGAGAAAAUUUCAUGGAAAACUUUUCUCAAGUAUUCUGAAGAAGUUCUAGCUGUUUUUAAGAGUUAUAAAUUAGAUGAUACUCAGGCCUCAAGGAAAAAGAUGGAAGAAUUGAAAACAGGAGGAGAGCAUGUAUAUUUUGCAAAGUUUUUAACAAGUGAAAAGUUGAGACUCAGUGACCUAAUGAAAAAGAUCCGGAGGAAUACUCCAGAGCUAUCAGUUACCAGAGUGGUUGCCCCACAGUCACACACUAGUGUGGUCACUAGGCCAUUCUUGUUCAUGGAGCUGAUGGAUUUACAACUGAGCGACAGUAACUUUCGUCGACACAUCCUGUUGCAGUAUCUCAUUUUAUUCCAGUAUCUCAAGGGGCAGGUCAAAUUUAAAAGUUCAAACUAUGUUUUAACUGAUGAGCAAUCACUCUGGAUUGAAGAUACUACAAAAUCAGUUUAUCAACUACUAUCUGAAAACCCCCCUGAUGGAGAAAGAUUUUCAAAGAUGGUAGAGCAUAUAUUAAACACUGAAGAAAACUGGAACUCAUGGAAAAAUGAAGGCUGCCCAAGUUUUGUGAAAGAAAGAACAUCAGAUACCAAGCCGACAAGAGUAGUACGGAAGAGAACGGCUCCAGAGGACUUCCUAGGGAAAGGACCCAACAAAAAAAUUCUGAUGGGCAAUGAGGAGUUAACAAGGCUUUGGAAUCUCUGUCCUGAUAAUAUGGAAGCCUGUAAAUCAGAGACAAGGGAAUAUAUGCCAACUUUGGAGGAAUUCUUUGAAGAAGCCAUUGAACAGGCAGACCCUGAAAACAUGGUUGAAAAUGAAUACAAGGCUGUGAACAAUUCUAAUUACGGUUGGAGAGCCCUGAGACUAUUAGCACGGAGAAGCCCUCACUUCUUUCAGCCAACCAACCAGCAGUUUAAAAGUUUGCCAGAAUAUCUCGAAAACAUGGUAAUAAAGCUAGCCAAGGAAUUACCACCUCCUUCUGAAGAAAUAAAAACAGGUGAGGAUGAAGAUGAGGAAGAUAAUGAUGCUUUACUGAAGGAAAAUGAAAGUCCUGAUGUUCGGCGAGACAAACCUGUAACAGGGGACCAAAUAGAGGUAUUUGCCAACAAACUGGGUGAACAAUGGAAGAUUCUGGCCCCCUACUUGGAAAUGAAAGACUCAGAAAUUAGACAGAUUGAGUGUGACAGUGAAGACAUGAAGAUGAGAGCUAAGCAGCUGCUAGUCGCCUGGCAGGAUCAGGAGGGAGUGCACGCGACACCCGAGAACCUGAUCAACGCACUCAACAAGUCUGGGUUAAGUGACCUUGCAGAAAGUCUAACUAAUGACAAUGAGACAAAUAGUUAGCUUUUUUUUUUUAUUAUUAAAACUGUGAUAAGCUUUUGUUACCAAGCAGCAUUUGAUAAGAGGUCCACUGGUUUUGGUAAACAAUAAACAUUUUUAUAACAGUUGUACAGUUGGCU
Eubalaena glacialis (North Atlantic right whale) is the source of this 2237-nucleotide messenger RNA. It is a transcript of the gene THOC1, whose product is annotated as THO complex subunit 1. NCBI's taxonomy places the organism in Eukaryota, Metazoa, Chordata, Mammalia, Artiodactyla, Balaenidae. Gene Ontology annotation, cellular component: THO complex part of transcription export complex. The record is from RefSeq and is a predicted model, not a curated record. The transcript has 22 exons. The coding region runs from base 28 to 2121 and encodes 697 amino acids. Gene Ontology annotation, molecular function: protein binding. Gene Ontology annotation, biological process: regulation of DNA-templated transcription elongation; signal transduction; mRNA export from nucleus.